CAGACUCUCUCUCCUCAAGUCGGCGAGCGAGCGAGAAAGAUUUCACUUGAGCCUGCGCUUUUUUCAUCUGCCAGAUUUUUAUAGAAUGGGUAAAGAGAAGGUUCACAUCAACAUUGUGGUCAUUGGCCAUGUCGACUCUGGCAAGUCAACCACUACUGGACACUUGAUCUAUAAGCUUGGUGGUAUUGACAAGCGUGUCAUUGAAAGGUUCGAAAAGGAGGCAGCUGAGAUGAACAAGAGGUCAUUCAAGUAUGCUUGGGUGCUUGACAAGCUUAAGGCUGAGCGGGAACGUGGUAUUACCAUUGAUAUUGCCCUUUGGAAGUUUGAGACCACCAAGUAUUACUGCACGGUUAUUGAUGCCCCUGGACACAGGGAUUUCAUUAAGAAUAUGAUCACUGGUACCUCACAGGCUGACUGUGCUGUCCUCAUUAUCGACUCCACCACUGGUGGUUUUGAAGCUGGUAUUUCCAAGGAUGGUCAGACCCGUGAGCAUGCUUUGCUUGCUUUCACCCUUGGUGUCAAGCAGAUGAUUUGCUGCUGCAACAAGAUGGAUGCCACAACCCCAAAGUACUCUAAGGCAAGGUAUGAUGAAAUUGUAAAGGAAGUCUCUUCCUACCUGAAGAAGGUUGGAUACAAUCCUGACAAGAUCCCAUUUGUACCCAUCUCUGGUUUCGAGGGAGACAAUAUGAUUGAGAGGUCAACAAAUCUUGACUGGUACAAGGGCCCAACCCUCCUUGAUGCUCUGGACAUGAUCUCUGAGCCUAAGAGACCCACAGACAAACCCCUUCGUCUUCCACUUCAGGAUGUGUACAAAAUUGGAGGUAUUGGAACUGUGCCAGUGGGACGUGUUGAGACUGGUUUAAUCAAGCCUGGUAUGGUUGUGACCUUUGGACCAACUGGUCUGACAACUGAAGUUAAGUCUGUUGAGAUGCAUCAUGAAGCUCUUCAGGAGGCCCUGCCAGGUGACAAUGUUGGUUUCAACGUGAAGAAUGUUGCUGUCAAGGAUCUCAAGCGAGGAUAUGUUGCUUCCAACUCUAAGGAUGACCCUGCAAAAGGGGCUGCCAGCUUCACCUCUCAGGUCAUUAUCAUGAACCAUCCUGGCCAGAUUGGAAAUGGCUAUGCUCCAGUCCUUGACUGCCACACUUCCCAUAUUGCUGUCAAGUUCGCUGAGCUCUUGACCAAGAUUGACAGACGAUCUGGCAAGGAGCUUGAGAAGGAACCCAAGUUCUUGAAGAAUGGUGAUGCUGGUAUGGUGAAGAUGAUUCCCACCAAACCCAUGGUGGUGGAGACUUUCUCUGAGUACCCACCUCUUGGUCGUUUUGCUGUGAGGGACAUGCGCCAAACUGUUGCUGUUGGUGUCAUCAAGAGUGUCGACAAGAAAGACCCCACUGGUGCCAAGGUCACCAAGGCCGCAGCUAAGAAGGGUGUCAAGUGAAUUGUGUUUUGAAUGAAAUUUUCUAUGAACAGUUUAAUUUCUGUUAUUUGCUUUAGCUAUUUCUGUACUUGUUUUGGCCAUUUAAGCAGUUUUGAGUAUGGUUUUGAGAGCUUUCAUCACCGCACUCUAGCCUUACUUGUGAGGAUAGUGGGAGGAAUUGAACAAUUUGGUGCGAACCAGAUUGUUUGAUGGGCAGUGGUGGAAGUUCCAGUGGCCAUUUCUUGUUUCGACUUCAUAACCUUGAGGUGAGUUGGUAAUUUGUGGUCGGUAAACAAUUUCAGUUUGUUAUGAACUUAAAAGAGCGUUUUUAAUUGUGUCAUCUCCUUAUCUCUUGC
Molecule: messenger RNA, 1770 nt
Organism: Ilex paraguariensis (yerba mate)
Lineage: Eukaryota; Viridiplantae; Streptophyta; Magnoliopsida; Aquifoliales; Aquifoliaceae
Source: the annotation of a GenBank genome assembly